AUGGUUGACGUAGAGCCCUCGGCAGCUGUGCAAGGGAGGCAUUCUUGCGUCAUUGCCGAUGUUGACGUCACUCCAUUCACUCGCUCCAGUCGUCUUGUGCACCUCCUCGUCGUAUACCUGUCACAUAUGGAGAUUAACUGGAAGAUCCGUGUGGCCGUGGUGGAGGUGAAAGGACGCCCUACAACAAGGGACUUUCCUCACUUUCCAACCACCACUGUCUGGACGCCUCGUUCCUUCUUCCGGCUUCCAGAUCUGUCUCUGUGUCUUCUGUCAUUUGGCCACUCCAUAAAUAAUGAUAGCGAAUCUUUCUCGAAUGAUAAAUGA
Molecule: messenger RNA, 324 nt
Organism: Nezara viridula (southern green stink bug)
Lineage: Eukaryota; Metazoa; Arthropoda; Insecta; Hemiptera; Pentatomidae
Source: the annotation of a GenBank genome assembly